Molecule: messenger RNA, 480 nt
Organism: Fusarium tjaetaba
Lineage: Eukaryota; Fungi; Ascomycota; Sordariomycetes; Hypocreales; Nectriaceae
Exons: 2
Coding region: 1-480 (159 amino acids)
Source: RefSeq, a predicted model, not a curated record
AUGACUGUCGGAGUUGCUGGCACUAAGGGAACUGGUGGCACCACUGGCGCCGCUCUUGUCCUCCUCCUCCUCUUUGCUACCAACCAAACUGCCAAAGCAGCUGAGACUAUACCCGCCACAGCUGCAGGUAGACCAACACCAAGACCUAUCUUGUUCUCUGAUGACAUGCCCCCAGACUUGCCUUCCGAAACCUCGGUGGGAGAUGGUGCCUCCUCAGGCGAUGCACUAGUCGAUGCUGUUUCCGGUGCCGUUGAUACAGGACUUCUAUUAGUUGAGAAAGUAUCUGAUGCUGUCAGAAUAGGUCGAUUGAAAAUGAUCACUUCUGCGGUGGGCUGUACAUCUGUGCACCAAACAAGUGAAGCAGAGAUAUCGUAUCUCGAUGUCGAAAUCACUUUUUGGAAAGACCUUUUGCCAACAACUCGUCCCAGCACUGAGGCUUUCUUCAUUGCACUGUCCUUGGCUAACUGCGGUAUAGCCUAA